AUGAAUAUCUACUUAAAUGGCUUCCCACCUCACUCAUCAUAUCAUUAUCUUCACCGCAAGCACCCUCAACUAAACCAGCCACCUGACCUAUCCAAGGUCAUGAGCCGACAAUAA
Molecule: messenger RNA, 114 nt
Organism: Blumeria graminis f. sp. triticale
Lineage: Eukaryota; Fungi; Ascomycota; Leotiomycetes; Helotiales; Erysiphaceae
Source: the annotation of a GenBank genome assembly